Penicillium taxi is the source of this 1305-nucleotide messenger RNA. Its product is annotated as putative proline-rich, actin-associated protein Vrp1. The transcript has 2 exons. Lineage: Eukaryota; Fungi; Ascomycota; Eurotiomycetes; Eurotiales; Aspergillaceae. The coding region runs from base 1 to 1305 and encodes 434 amino acids. Gene Ontology annotation, molecular function: actin binding. The record is from RefSeq and is a predicted model, not a curated record.
AUGCCUCCUCCCCCUCCACCCCCUCCUCCUCCGCCUGGAGGGCUCGGUGGUGGCCCUCCCCCACCUCCUCCCCCUGCUAGUCUACCUGGGAAGCCUUCCAAAGGACAAGCGAAAGAUCGGGGCGCACUACUAUCCGAUAUUCGAGGUGGCACCCGGUUGAAGAAGGCAGUCACCAAUGACCGAUCAGCGCCUGUAAUCGUAUCAUCUGGAGGUAGCUCAGCUGCACCGGCAGUGGGAAGUGCUCCGCCAGUCCCAGGCAUGAGACCGCCUCCCACUGCAGCACCGCCAAUUCCGGGUGGGCUUGCACCACCGGUCCCAUCAGGCAAUAGAUUGAGAAGCAACAGCGAAGGAGUAUCCGCUUCAGAUGAGUCUGCUAGUGCAACUGCUCCGCAAUUAGGUGGUCUUUUUGCAGGUGGAAUGCCCAAACUUCGGAGUCGUGGUGGUGGUGUCGACACUGGUGCCAUCCGAGACUCUCCAUAUAUGUCCGACUCGGAAGUGCGCCGAGCACCUUCUGCACCAGCUCCAAAGCCCCCUUCAGCUCCUAGAUUACCAGGUGGACGGCCACCGCCUCCUCCACCAUCAUCAGAUUCGACAGCUAUGAACCCUUUGAUUGCUAGCCUAAAGAAAGCUCCCCCACGACCUGCCUCAAGGUCAUCAUCCGCUUUUACUCCACCGACCGGCAAGGCUCCAGACGUACCGCCCCCAAGGGCACCUCCACCACCCCCUGCAUCGCGAAAGCCAUCUGGAGCGCCUCCACCACCUCGAUCAGCUAGUCCAGCACUCCCUCCGCCUCCGCCUCCAUCUGCUCCUGGACGACCAACACCUCCACCCCCUCCGUCUGUUGCUCCGCCAUCGAUUGCAGCUCAAGCAGCUCGCUCGGCAUUCGGUCAACAUAAUACCAGCUCUCCACUAGCACCACCUCCACCACCCCCUGCUGGAGCUCCCGCAGCUCCUCCACCACCUCCGCCAACAUCACUUCCACCUCCAAUGGCACCUCCACCCCCAAUGGCACCUCCAAGUGAACCUCCAACUCGCACAUAUUCCAUGCCCGUUCGUCCCGUCUCACACGAACCCCACGCUGCACUCAACCCCAGUGCAUACACACUUUCCAAUGGCGGCUCAUCUCCCGUGCCAGGAUCAAGGAGCCAGUUAACCAAUGGUCAGGCUCGGGUCGACGACACUCGAUUCAAGUUCCAGGGCGAUGGUCUACUCCCAAAGCCACGUCCAUUUGUCGGUGGACAGCGCAGGUAUCGUGCAGGAAGGGGCAGCAGUGUACCGUUAGAUUUGAGUGCGUUGAGUGCGUGA